CUGAGUGGAAGGGGGUUCACACAGCACAGCUGAGAUGUGGGGGGCUCCCAGCGGCGUCAUGCAGAGGCGAUCAUUGUCUCUCUCACACUUUCUAACUAGCCAUUUCACAACAUCCAGACAGCGGAUCGGGCCGUACGCAGCGGCAGCAGCAGCUUUGCCCUCAGGGCUUAUUUUUUUCCCCCCCUCAACUACGCCGUCGACCAUAACUAACAAUCCGGAUUCACCGCGCGGAUGAGGGCAAUUACUGGACUUGAUCUAUCAUAAUGUCUCCUUUCCGAUCGACUUGAUAAUCAAAUGAGUUAAGCAAUGGCUGAAGAGAUCUGAGUCCUCACUCCUCUCCUCCUCCUCCUCCUUCUUCUUCUCCUUCCCUUCGGCUGUUUAAAUGAAUCCAAACUUAAAAAAAUAAAGGGCACUUUGAUUUCACUCAGAUCGGAGGACAUCAUGCACGCAUCGGCGGAUUUUACGCUCAGAAAGCGGCUGAGUGGGUUUGAUUUGGGGAUUACUGUGACAACACGGGACGAGUUGUUUUAAAGAAGAAGAAGAAGAGAAAGAAGAAGAAGAAGAAGAAGAAGAAGAAGGGGGGAGAUAUUUUUUAGGCUUCCCUCUUUGCUCCUGUUCGCUGUCCUCCUCCUCCUCCUCCUCCACCACCUCCUCCUCCGGGUUCCUGCAGAACUCCAGAGUCGCGGAGAGCUCGAUGCAGUCGCCAAGGGAGAGGAGCGAAGUGCGACCCCGAGCUGGAUGGAUGGUUAUGGGGAAAAGAGGAAGACCCUCGGCGCUUGAUGUGUGCAGAGUCCUCGCCGUGUUUCUCUCACUCUUCCCCGCCGUGAGUCUGCAGUGCAAGAUCCUCAAGUGUAACUCAGAAUUUUGGGCCUCCACUUCGAACUCUGGACCGGAGGAGGAGUUUUGCACGGCGCUGCGAGCGUACAACAGCUGUGUACGUCGGACAGCUCGUACCUGCAGGGGUGACUUGGCGUACCACUCCGCCCAGCAUGGCAUAGAGGAUCUAAUGAGCCAACACAACUGCUCCAAGGAGGGGCCGACAUCCCAACCACGUGCCCGUACCCCUCUUCCUCCUCCACCACCACCACCUCCAGACAGCCAGGAGCGCUCCGAUGGCCCAGAAGUGUGCCACUAUGAGCGCAGUCUUCCACGCAACACGGCACCGCCGAACUACACCCACUGUGGCUUCUUUGGGGACCCGCACCUCCGAACCUUUGGUGACGAUUUUCAGACGUGUAAAGUGGAAGGAGCCUGGCCACUCAUCCACAACAAAUACCUGUCUGUCCAGGUGACCAACACCCCUGUAGUGCCGGGUUCUUUGGCCACCGCCACAAGCAAGCUGACAAUCAUCUUUAAGAAUUUCCAGGAAUGCGUGGACCAGAAGAUGUACCACGCAGAGACGGACGAGCUGCCAGCUGCAUUCGCAGACGGCUCCAAGAAUGGAGGGGAUCGGCACGGAGCGAACACUCUGCGCGUGGUGGAGAAGGUUCCUGGGCAGCAUGUGGAGAUUCAGGCCAGGUACAUUGGAACAACCAUAGUGGUCCGGCAGGUGGGCCGCUACCUGACCUUUGCCGUGCGGAUGCCGGAGGAAGUUGUGAACUCGGUGGAGGAAGGUGACAACCAGGACUUGUACCUGUGUCUUCACGGCUGUCCUGCCAACCAGCUCAUCGACUUCAGGAACUUCAGGGCUCGAGCGGCUGAGGCCCAAACCGUAGGCAGGACCAGGAGCGGCACCGGGGCGCAAGAAUUCACCUACCAGUCUGCCAAGGCCAAGUGUAAAGAGCGGCUCCCGGUGGAGGACCUGUACUUUCAUUCCUGCGUGUUUGAUCUCCUCUCCUCCGGAGAUAUAAACUUCACCAUGGCAGCCUACUACGCCUUUGAGGAUGUAAAAAUGCUCCACUCAAACAGCAAGAGAUACCACAUCUUUGAAGAGGAAGCUUUUAUGAGCAACGCAGCACAGAGGGGCAAAGAUUUACUUUCACUCUUCUUCCUCAACCUCCUGGCUGUGUUAUUGUGGAUUGAGUGUUGCACAGUUCAUCUAUAGUCCUGUUACAAGAGUAUCCUCAUGUUGUAUCUGUCAAUGAGUGUUAGAGUACCAUCGCUGUGUCGUACUUUGGCUGCUGUCUUCUGCUCUGGUUCUGUGAUGUGACCGGUGGCUUGCCUGUUGGGUCAUCCCAGCCUUGAGUCUCAUUUUAGUUGUGUUGUCAUUCAGUGUAAUGACAAGGCAAGUAUCACCAUGCUCCCACCUCUCAUCACGUGUAUUUAGCUGGUUCAUAGGACUGGUCUUUGAAGAGAGCAGCGGUGAGAGAGCCCAGCCACUCCAGAGGUCAGGAUAUCCACCUGGGAUUAAAUCCUGCAUUCUCACCGGGGCUGCAUGCCUAUGGGAAGCCGGACAAGAUGAUCUUUUGCAGAAAGAGGAGUUUGCUGAUCCUCCCUCCCCCUGAUCCCCUCAUUGGUGCCAAGCCAGUGAAGCUCUCUGUGGCUCAUGUGGCGAAGCGAGAGGACCUGACAGGGGCUUUUGUUAACCUAAGGCCAGAAGCAGCUCUAUGUUUGAUUAGUUUCCAGCUUUGGAAAAGCUUGAGCCUUUUUGGAGGAAGCACUCAGCCAAAAGGAUGUCAGAGCAGCGUCUCCAGUUGUCUGCUGUGGAGAUUAAUGGGUCAUAUUGUUAGGUUAUGUAUGUGUGUGUGUGUGCGUGUGUGCGUACAUUAGUACAAUAUGUGUGCAGAAUUCAGCGUCUGUGGUUAAUUUCGUGUGUUUGUGGGUGCAGGAGUUCCCAGAAAUGAGAUAACAAGCCUCCAGUGGGAGAAAUCCUUCCCAUGUUUUUAUGUUGCACCCAAAAUUUCACAAACAGAAACGUCGAUGUGCUCCACGGUCUGUUAAAACGGACUCUUUACAAGCCAAGUAGCAACUCCUGAAAGGGAUUUGAUAAAAAUAAAAUAAUCUCUCUUCAUCUGUACCUUAUUUUCAGUGUCAUCCAGCCUCCAUUGUUGAUCAGACAGUGUUUGUAUUUUUUAAAUCUGUAAUGUGAAUGUAGCUACCAGGAAAAGCAAAAGAACAACCUUUAGUUAAGGGCACUCAGAGUGUUUACAGAAUAUAGAUCGAUCCUCGACACCUCUUUGAUGGCAUUUUGUGAAUUGAACCCUCCAUUUCAAGUCUCAGUGGUGUAGUUACUGUUAGUACUAGCUGUAAAGACGUCACCUCUAGUCGGUUUAGCAUUUUAUAGACUACCAGUGUGCUGACCUGACUGUGGCUUAGCGCGUAAAUGAUAAGCAUAUGUCUGUAGACGUGAUUUCAUGGCUUAAGUCAUUGCCAAAGAACAAGCCCUCGUGCCAACAUUUCCCCAGCAACUGAAAUUUUCAUCUUUCAGUCUUGAACAGUUGACAUUAGGGGGAUUCUUAAAUUGUAUAUAACUUGUGUUUGUGGGUGAUUUUGCGGUUUGCAGAUAAAUUACAGCGACACACACACACACA
Messenger RNA from Larimichthys crocea (large yellow croaker), 3470 nucleotides. RefSeq names its product repulsive guidance molecule BMP co-receptor a (gene rgma). The transcript is spliced from 4 exons. Gene Ontology annotation, biological process: BMP signaling pathway. The record is from RefSeq and is a predicted model, not a curated record. Bases 695 to 2044 code for a protein of 449 amino acids. Gene Ontology annotation, molecular function: coreceptor activity. Lineage: Eukaryota; Metazoa; Chordata; Actinopteri; Sciaenidae. Gene Ontology annotation, cellular component: plasma membrane.